GAUGCUCAGUGCCUGAAGGAGGCCGUGCGCCCGGCGGAGGGGGGGGCCCGCGGCGGGCCAUGGAGAGGGCGCCGGCGCGGGGGGCACCGCGGACCGCGGCCUGAAGCGAGGGCGGCGCGGCCGUCGGGGCAGCGCCCGCUUCAGCACCGCGGACAGCGCGCAGCCGACACCGCGCCUCCGGCUCCGGCACCCGGCCCCGCUGCCCCUGCCCCGGCUCCGGCACCCGGGCGCCCCAGACCCGCUAGCCCCGGCUUCGGUCCCUGGGUGCCCGACCUCCCUCCUACCUCCGGCUCCGGUCCCCGGGUGCCCCGGCGCCCCUGCCCUCGGCUCCAGCUCCAAUCUCUCCGGACCCCGCUGCCUGGCACCGCUAUCAGGGUACCCCGGCACCGCUCCCCCGCGGGUCCUCUCCCCUCUGCCCCGGCCGGCCGCCCAGCCCCGCUCCCCUCGCCCCUCUCUCUGUAGCUUCGGCUCUGCUCCCCGCCCCCUGCUCCUCUCCCCACACCCCGCUGGCCCCGGCUCUACUCCCUGCUCCCUCGGUCCCCUGCCCCCCGGUCCGCGCCGCCGGCAACAUGCGCGGGCGGCCGCGGGCGGCGGCAGGCGAGGCUGCGGUGCCGGCUCGGAUGCCCCCUUCCUCCUGCCCUCGCCCGCUCCAGGCGACCCGCUGAGAGAUGGACUUGGCAGGCGUGCUGCUGGCGUUGCUCCUCGUGCUGGUGCUGGUUGUUUCUCUGCUCUCCAACCUCCUGGUGCUGCUAUGCUUCGUCUACAGUACGGAGAUCCGCAAGCAGGUCGCCGGGGUUUUCCUGGUGAACUUAUCCUUUUGCAACCUGCUCCUCACCGUCCUGAACAUGCCUUUUACCCUGCUGGGGAUCCUGAGGAACCAGCAACCCCUCGGGGGCUGCGUCUGCAAAGCGGUGGGUUUCCUGGAAACUUUCCUGACUUCCAACACGAUGCUGAGCAUGGCAGCGCUCAGCAUCGACAAAUGGAUUGCAGUGGUGUUCCCCUUAAGCUACACCAGCAAGAUGCGGUAUAAGGACGCUGUGAUACUGAUGGGCUACUCGUGGCUCCACUCCCUCACGUUCCCCUUGGUAUCCUUGUUUUACUCGUGGGUAGAUUACAGCAGCGUUUAUGCCUCUUGCACCUUGCACCUGAAGGAAGAGACGGAGCGGAGAAGGUUUACAGUGUUCACCAUCGUCUUUCACUCCACCAGUUUCAUGCUGUCGCUGGUGAUCUUGUGUUUCACCUAUUUAAAGGUGUUGAAAGUUGCCCGGUUCCACUGCAAGCGGAUAGACAUUAUUACCAUGCAGACUCUGGUUUUGCUAGUGGAUAUCCACCCCAGUGUGAAGCAGCGCUGUCUUAAUGAGCAGAAACGGAGGAGACAGCGGGCUACCAAGAAAAUCAGUAUUUUUAUAGGGUCGUUCGUGAUCUGUUUUGGUCCUUACAUUAUCACCAGGUUGAUAGAGCUCCUUCCUUUUGUUACCAUAAAUUACUACUGGGGAAUCAUAAGCAAGUGCCUGACCUACAGUAAGGCUGCAUCAGAUCCGUUUGUUUACUCACUUUUACGUCAACAGUACAAAAAAGUUCUGAUCAACAUCGUCAAUAGGAUACUUAAGAGGGACCUGUAUCCGUCAUCGGGGUACAACAGCUCUCUUGACACUGAAAACGAUUACUGCUUGCACAGAACAAACUAACAACAUGAAAAGCAUUCCCCUCUGAGUGAGACAGGUGUUUGCUGCUGCUGGAAAGCUGCCUUGUCCCUCCUAUGCUGACAGGGAUGACAGUGUCUCCAGGAUGUGAAAGCUGCACUAAUGCGAUGCAUUUCAUUGUGGACUUUCAUGAAAGGCUCUUCCCUGGUCUGCAGCCAAGUACAAUAUAUGGCAAAGCCUUGCCCCUGGGUGAAUGGAGUAGGAUUGAGGGGUUUUAAGAGAGCCUUUAGAGGCUCUGGAGAAGCUUAGAGAGCUUUUAAUGUUUCAUGACUGAAGACUUGGUAUGUUUUGGAGCAUCCCACAUCAGAUGUGAUAUUCCAGCAUCUUCUGGGACCACAGGAAUCCCCAGGUUGGAAGGAGUGGUUCAGAGUCCUCCGUGCUGCACAUGUAACUUGGCAGCCCCGGAUCUGCUCUGUUAGUUUCGAACAUUACAAAUAAGUCUUUUAGUUGAUUGAUUUAUUGUAUUGGUGCCUCAAGUGAGUGAUAUGGGUCAGCACUUAGAAUCUGAGAUUGUUAUUAUUAUUAUUAUUAUUUAUUACUAGGCAUCAUGAUUGUAACAUAGCCUUUAGGAAGUGGUACAUAUAUUUGAUAUGCCAGUAUUCUAUCAAGCAUAACCAAAGUCCACAUAUCUGAGUUACUAAUAUUUAGCACUUCAGUGGUAUGUGAUUACAAUAAUUGCAGCAACAGUAAUGAAGACAUGUAUGGAAUUUAGUUAAAUAGCACUGUAGUUCCAUCACUGAGCUAGUAGUCCUAUUCAAACAAGCUUUUAUUCAGAAAAAAAAAAUCAGUUAGACAGUAGAAGUGACAGAUACCACUGUGUUUAAGAUACAUUACUUCAGAAGCUAUCUGUUUUCAAAGAACAGGCUAAAAUAUAUUAAUUCUUUUUAAGGGAUAUAUAAUGUGUAAAAUAUUUCAUGCAUUGGCUAUAUUUGGUGGAUUGUAAUAAUAUUGUACAAUCUUUUAUUUUAUAAUGAUCAAUUAAUCUGGUGAUUUUAACUGAUACCAAGUGACGUCUGAGAGAUAUUAUAACAGAACUGCUGCCAAAUGCCCAGAAACGCAAAGCUGCUUUAUUAUUAUCUGUAUUUUUCUCUUUUAUUUAUUUUUAAAUUUAAACAGGCUUUGAAAAAAUGUGGGAAUUAUUUUUUAACAAUAUUCCUUUGAUUAUAUAAGACAUGAAUCAAAAUAUUCUAUGGCAUUCAAUAAGCUACUAUUUUCUAAUCAAGUACAUAAGGGGAAAAUUAAAGCAAUUCUAAAAUAUAUUUUAAGAAAAAAAAAAAAAAGAAAGAAGACAGUAAAGAACACUUAUUUUUUAUGUAACAAUGGACUUGACCCUACUAAGCAUUGAGAAGGUUAUUCCUGGUCAAACUAAGCAUAUAAGCAUGUGAUUAGGCACAAAUAUUAUUUCCUUUGAAGUUAACAGCUCUGUUCCCAUGCUGAAAAUGAAGUACACGCUUAACUGUUCUCUCAAACCGGUGUUGAGCAGUCAGCACAAGGAGAGGGUUUUUUCCCACCAUCCACAAUGAGGAAGGAGAGCGCCUUACUGCAGUCCCAUUGAAGUCAAGGAAAGGUGAUGCUGCGUAACAAAUACAAUGUUCUCUUAUCUCCUGCUUUUAAUCUCUGAGGCCUUUCUGAUGUUUCUGAUUUUUUUUUUUUUUUUUUGCCAUGCAAGUACCUUAGGCCUCUGUGUUUUGCAUCUAUAGUUCUGCCUGUGUUUAAAUUGAAUGUACUACAAUGGUUUUGUCUUCUUAGUAAAG
Grus americana (Whooping crane) is the source of this 3457-nucleotide messenger RNA. It is a transcript of the gene GPR78, whose product is annotated as G protein-coupled receptor 78. The coding region runs from base 669 to 1688 and encodes 339 amino acids. Lineage: Eukaryota; Metazoa; Chordata; Aves; Gruiformes; Gruidae. Gene Ontology annotation, molecular function: G protein-coupled receptor activity. Gene Ontology annotation, biological process: adenylate cyclase-activating G protein-coupled receptor signaling pathway. Gene Ontology annotation, cellular component: membrane. The transcript is spliced from 3 exons. The record is from RefSeq and is a predicted model, not a curated record.